ACUCUCGUUCUGGCCCCCCGGCCCUCCUCCGCCGAGCACGCUGGGCCAAUGCGCUGAGCUCCAUCCAGAAUCGGCGGGGGAAGAAAAGAAGCUGGCGCCGAAGAUCUCGGCCUGGCUGGAACACAGGAUUCACAUAGUCCACCUUGCCUAUUGCAGACUUCUACGCAGACAGUAUUCUGAAUGGGAGCCGGAUACAGUUUCACUUGAGUAUUCUGAAUGGGAGCAGGAUACAGUUUCACUUGAGUAUUCUGAAUGGGAGCUGGAUACAGUUUCACUUGACUCAACCCCUGAAGAAUCCCAGCAGCCCCCCACGACAACCGCAGUCCCCGCCUCCUCCCUGAGUUCCAGGCCCAGUCUACAGGCAACCAGCCAUGGAGGUCCUGCCCCAUCAAACUCUGCCCCUCCCUUGCCGAGGAGCACUUUGGAAGCACUCGCGUCUUGGACUCCACCGAGGAAGAGUUCAUGGUCAAAGUCUUCAGGAAGGAAAGGAUCGAGGUCUCCACAGACGAAGAGGUCAAGGUCUCCACGGACGAAGAGGUCAAGGUCUCCACGGACGAAGAGGUCAAGGUCUCCACGGACAAAGAGGUCAAGGUCAAAGUCUUCAGGAAGGAAGCGGUCGAGUUUAAGGAAGAGGUCAUCGUCGCCAGCGAGUUUGCGGUCCCCAGACUGGAAGCGAACCAGCGGUAAAGCUAGCUCACCCCGUAGCUCCAGGCCUAUCCACAGCCGUAGAAGCCGCUCCCGUUCCUCGUCAAGCUCCUCCCCCAGCUCCGACCGUUACCGUGGCAAAAGGCCGGCCUCACCAGCCAGGAGAUCUAGGCGAAGCUCUGGGUCCCCACGAAGGGGUCGGGGGUCACGAUCGCCCCGACAUGCACGUGGUACCAGACCCAACCGCAGGUCCCGCUCUGGGUCUCGAUCCCCGCACCCCUCCUCUCAGCGAAGACGGUCGCGCAGUCACGAUGGGAGGUCUUCGGGUCGCAGACAAGAGGAGACCAGCGUAGAACAGCUGGCCAAGAAACUACUGGAAUCCUCUGGUGUCCAGAGCUUCACUGGCUCCUCCAGUCUAGAGCUUGUGGUCCAGACUCUGGCCCCAGUGCUGCUGGCAGAGCUGGCCAAGCUGAAGGCCGCUUCAUCAUCAUCCUCUGAUUCAUCUAAAGAUCAAAAAAAGCCAUUCUCCUCCUCGUCAUCUAGAGAUGAACAGAAGCAGUCAUCCUCCUCAUCUAGAGACGAGAAGAAGCCAUCCUCCUCCUCUAGAGAUGAACAGAAGCCAUCAUCUAGAGACGAGAAGAAGCCAUCCUCCUCCUCUAGAGAUGAACAGAAGCCAUCUUCCUCAUCAUCUAGAGACGAGAAGAAGCCAUCCUCCUCCUCUAGAGAUGAACAGAAGCCAUCAUCUAGAGACGAGAAGAAGCCAUCCUCCUCCUCUAGAGAUGAACAGAAGCCAUCAUCCUCAUCAUCUAGAGACGAGAAGAAGCCAUCCUCCUCUUCCUCAUCUAGAAAUGAACAGAAGCAGUCAUCCUCCUCAUCUAAAGACGAGAGGAAGCCAUCCUCCUCUUCCUCAUCUAGAGAUGAACAGAAGCAGGCAUCCACUUCUUCGACCAAUGGAGGGAAUGAACCACCUUUGUCCUCUUCCUCUGUUAAGGGAAUCAAGAAGUUGCUGGUUAAGAAGAGUGAACCAACUAAAUCUGCAAAACCUCCAGGGUCGGGUCUCCUGGGCUUCGUACCGGCCCACCCUCCCCUGCUCCUGUCUGGGCUUCCCUCCACGGUCACCCAGCAGCAGGUGUUCUCCGCUGUAGAGAAGUUCGGAAAAAGCAGACUCAUUUCUGUGGCGCAACAGCGACAAGAGGCCACGGUGUACUUUCUACAAGAAGCUGCCGCAAAUGCCUUGCUCGGCUUUACGGAGCUGAAGAUUGGUGGAAAUCCAAUCACUGUGACACAGAUAGCGGUACCUGGGACAACAACAGUGCCACACCUUCUUCCGACCCCGGUUUCUUCCGUCCAAGUAAAAAGCUCUGCCGCAAUGGCCAUCAAUGUUGUGGCAGAACCUCCCUCAAUUUCCUUGCAAAGCAACAAGACGACCGCGCCCGGUAUCAAAACGACCGCGCCCGGUAUCAAAACGACCACGCCUGGCAGCAAGAAGGCCACGCCUGGCAGCCAGAAGGCCACGCCUGGCAGUCAGAAGGCCACGCCUGGCAGCCAGAAGGCCACGCCUGGCAACAAGAAGGCCACGCCUGGCAACAAGAAGGCCACACCUGGCAACAAGAAGGCCACACCUGGCAACAAGAAGGCCUCACCUGGCAACCAGAAGGCCACACCUGGCAACCAGAAGGCCACACCUGGCAACCAGAAGGCCACACCUGGCAACCAGAAAACCACGCCUGGCAAAAAGACGCCUAUGCCCAGCAAGUCAACAACCACGCCUGACAACAAGGUGACAACACCCGGCAACAAGGCGGCCUCGCCUGGUAACAAGACUGCCACGCCUGGCAGCACGACCAUGCCCAGCAAAAAGAUGAUACCUGGAAACACCAUAACCACGCCUGUCAACAAGACAGCCACACCGGCGAACAAGUUGGCCCCGCCCGUUAACGUAACGAUCACACCUGGUAGCGACACGACCACAAUCGGCAACACAACAACCAUGUCUGAAAACAAGACGACCACACCCGGCAACAAGACGACUGUUCUCUGCAAAACGACAUCCAUGCCUAGAAACACAACGACUGUGCCUGGCAGCACAGCAACGGCCGGCGACAAGAUGACCACACCCGGCAACAAGACUGCCACACCUGGCAGUGACACAACCACAACCGGAAACACAGAAACCAUGUCUGAAAACAAGACGACCACACCCGACAACAAGGCGGCCACGCCUGGUAGCACAACAACCAUCCCCGGCAGCACGAUGACCACACCUGGUAACGAGAUUACCACGCCUGGUAGCACAACAACCAUGCCCAGCAAAAAGGAGUUAACCUCUGGCAACACCAUAACCACGCCUGUCAACAAGGCGGCCACACCUGGCGACAAGAUGGCCCCUCCCGUUAACGUAGUGAUCACACCUGGCAGCGACACGACCACAACCGGCAACACAACAACCACGCCUGACAACAAGGUGACCACACCCGGCACCGAGCCUGCAACCCCUGGCAACACAACAGCCACGCCUGUCAAUAACACUACCAUGACAAGCAACGCAACAACCUUGCCUGACAACAAGACGACCACACCCGGCAACAAGACGACUGUUGUCUGCAAAACGACAUCCAUGCCUAGCAACACAACGACUGUGCCUGGCAGCACAACAACGCCCGGCGACAAGAUGACCACACCUGGUAACGUGAUUACCAUGCCUGGUAGCACAACAUCCAUGCCCAGCAAAAAGGAGAUAACCCCUUGCAACACCAUAACUAUGCCUGUCAACAAGACGGCCACACCUGGCGACAAGAUGGCCCCGCCCGGCGACAAGAUGGCCCCGCCCGUUACCGUAACGAUCACACCUGGCAGCAACACGACCACAACCGGCAACACAACAACCAUGUCUAAAAACAAGACGACCACACCCGGCAACAAGACGGCCACACCUGGUAACAAGAUUGCCACGCCUGGUAGCACAUCAACCAUGCCCAGCACAAAGAAGAUAACCCCUGGCAACACCAUAACCACGCCUGUCAACAAGGCGGCCACACCCGGCGAAAAGAUGGCCCUGCCCAUUAACGUAACGAUCACACCUGGCAGCGACACGACCACAACCGGCAACACGACAACCACGCCUGACAACAAGGUGACCACACCCGGCAACAACACGGAAACGCCUGGAAUAAACACCGCCCUGUCUGGCACAGCAUCAAUUAUGCCUGGCAACGAGACCGCAACCCCUGGCAACACAACAGCCACGCCUGUCAAGAACACUACCAUGCCAAGCAACGCAACAACCUUGCCUGUCAACAAGAUUACCGCACCCGGCAACAAGGCGGCCUCGCCUGGUAACAAGGCGGACAUGCCUGGCAGCACGACCAUGCCCAGCAAAAAGAUGAUUUCUGGCAACACCAUAACCACGCCUGUCAACAAGACGGCCACACCCGGCAACAAGUUAGCCCCGCCCGUUAACGUAACGAUCACACCUGGCAGCGACAAGACCACAACCGGCAACAAAGCAACCAUGUCUGAAAACAAGACGACCACACCCGGCAACAAGACGACUGUUCUCUGCAAAACGACAUCCAUGCCUAGAAACACAACGACUGUGCCUGGCAGCACAGCAACGCCCGUCGACAAGAUGACCACACCCGGCAACAAGACUGCCACACCUGGCAGUAAAACGACCACAACCGGAAACACAACAACCAUAACUGAAAACAAGACGACCACACCCGACAACAAGGCGGCCACGCCUGGUAACGAGAUUGCCACGCCUGGUAGCACAACAACCAUGCCCAGCAAAAAGAAGAUAUCCCCUGGCAACACCAUAACCACGCCUGUCAACAAGACGGCCACACACCGCGACAAGAUGGCCCCGCCCGUUAACGUAACGAUCACACCUGGCAGCGACACGACCACAACCGGCAACACAACAACCACGCCUGACAACAAGGUAACCACACCCGGCAACAACACAGCCACGCCUGGUAAAAAGACCGCCCUGCCUGGCACAGCACCAAUAAUGCCUGGCAACGAGACCGCAACCCCUGGCAACACAACAGACACGCCUGUCAAGAACACUACCAUGCCAAGCAACGCAACAACCUUGCCUGACAACAAGACGACCACACCCGACAUCAAGACGACUGUUCUCUGCAAAACGACAUCCAUGCCUACUAACAAAACGACUGUUCCUGGCAGCACAACAACGCCCGGCAACAAGAUGACCACACCCGGCAACAAGGUGGCCUCGCCUGGCAACAAGGCGACCAUGCCUGGCAGCACGACCAUGCCCAGCAAAAAGAAGAUAACUCCUGGCAACACCAUAACCAGCCCUGUCAACAAGACGGCCACACCCGGCAACAAGAUGGCCCCGCCUCUUAACGUAACGAUCACACCUGGCAGCGACAUGACCACAACCGGCAAACCAACAACCAUGUCUGAAAACAAGACGACCACACCCGGCAACGAGGCGGCUAUGCCUUGUAACAAGACGGCCACACCCGGCAACAAGAUGGCCCCGCCUGUUAACGUAAAGAUCACACCUGGAAACAAGAUGGCCUCGCCUGGCAAUACGACGAACACACCUGGCAGCGACACGACCACAACCGGCAACACAACAACCAUGUCUGAAAACAAGACGACCACACCCGGCAACAAGGCAGCCACGCCUGGUAACAAGACGGCCACACCCGGCAACAAGAUGGCCCCACCCGUUAACGUAACGAUCACACCUGGCAGCGACACGACCACAACCGGCAAUACACCAACCAUGUCUGAAAACAAGACGACCACACCCGGCAACAAGGCAACUGUUCUCGGCAAAAAAACAUCCAUGCCUAGCAACACAACGACUGUGCCUGGCAGCACAGCAACGCCCUUUGACAAGAUGACCACACCCGGUAACAAUACUGCCACUUCUGGCAGCACAACAACCACGCCCCGCAACAAGAUGACCACACCUGGUAACGAGAUUACCACGCCUGGUAGCACAACAAUCAUGCCCAGCAAAAAGAAGAUAACCCCUGGCAACACCAUAACCACGCCUGUCAACAAGGCGGCCACACCUGGCAACAAGAUGGCCCCGCCCGUCAACGUAACGAUCACACCUGGCAGCGACACGACCACAACUGGCAACAAGACGCCCACACCCGGCAACAAGACGCCCACACCCGGCAACAAGACGCCCACACCCGGCAACAAGACGCCCACUUCCGACAACAAGACGCCCACUUCUGACAACAUAACACCCACGCCUGACAACAUGGCAAUCGAGCUCAGCAACAACACGGACAUGCAAUGCGACAUAGAAGUUUUCCCCACCGUCCUCUUCCUCGAAUCAAUUCAAUGUCUGGAUGUUCAGUGUUGGACAUGGAAUGACUUCCUACCCUACGCCACCAGUGGUGCCACUAUCAUGGUGACUGAUCUGCCAGAGAUAAAAUACGAUGUUUACCAUGCUACUUCGAUCAUACAAGUUUUGGAGAAGUUUGGCAACAUCCAAUGUGAAAAAUGCUUCAUCCUUCCUGACAACUCCACGGCGUUUGUAACCAUGACGGCCAAUAGGAUGGCAUCCCUGAUUGAGGCGCUGGUGAUGGAAGCCUCCUUGAACUUCAAAACUGUCCGCUUUCACCUUCUGAAGGAGAAUGCCCUCGAAUCUCCGAUCGACUUCUAUAAACAUCUUCUGCGCUGGAGUGAAAAGCUUUAUGAUGAGUCUACAUUGGAGUACAGACUGGUGUUCAUCAGCAACAUUCCUUAUUGCAAAUCCUCGAUGGACGACAUCCAUAAAGGCCUCAUCAAUACCGGAGGAGUCAGGCACUACCUGCCGAUGAUUGGCAAGAUAUUUGUAGAAUUUGUCACGGUGGAGGAUGCAGACCGAUUCGGUGUCUGGCUGUCCACAUUUCCACUGAGCUGGGAAAUCCAUAUCUCGCGUCCUGGCCUCGACCAACACAAGGCAGGGCGUGAAGAUGCGUUCUUGAUGGCGGUGGCCAACCAGACCAUAUUCUAUCCCACCCUGUCCCCCCAGUUCUACACCCCUGCACACCGGACGGUGAACGGACCAGAAGACCUUGAGUGGGCGGAGACCAAUUUGACUACGCAGAGCGUCAUGGUGACAGGGCUGGCGUUCGGCACCUACCGCCACAUGGACCUCGUGGAUGAGGUGUGGCCUUACUUCGUGGAGAAGGACAUCAGCCGUGUGUACUACUCUGUAGUGAUACUACCUCUGCAGAGAAGGGCCUUCAUCCACUUUGACGACGCUUUGAAGUGUAAGGAGUUUGUCUCCGAUUUCCUCCACAAGCCGUUCACUAUCGGAGGAUCUGACCUCACCCUCCACUUCCUCCUGGACCAUCUUAAGCCCUGCACCUCAGAGCUGCAAUUGUACAACAGACUGCUGGGAUGGACCAAUGUGGAUUCUAAGGGGACUGGUUACCAGGACCAGCUGAUACUGAAGGAGAUGGAUUACUGCAGCAGGAAAGAGCUGAGGUGCAUCUUUGACCACUUGACGAACAAAGCACGCAUCAACUGGGUCAGCUUCCUAGUCCUCGCCAACCGGGUGGUUUUCCAGCUCGUUGUGGGACGACCCGAUAUUAAAAGGAUGUCCAAAGUGUUGGAUAAGCUCAAUGGUAAAAAGGGGAGGACUCCAGUUCAAUAUGGGACCAAUCGGGAGGUUGUAGACAAAGUGUGGAAAUCGGUAAAGGAUUUCACGUCAGGCAUUCAGAAAAUAGAUGUCAGGACUGUGAUCAACAGUCCCCAGCAUGCAAAGUCUUGCCAAUCGCCACCGGACCCCUCAGCGCCUGGCCAAUCGCCACCGGACCCCUCAGGUCCUGGUCCCUCAGGUCCUGGCCCCUCAGCACCUGGCCCCUCAGCGCCUGGCCCCUCAGCGCCUGGCCCCUCAGCGCCUGGCCCCUCAGGUCCUGGCCCCUCAGGUCCUGGCCCCUCAGGUCCUGGCCCCUCAGGUCCUGGCCCCUCAGGUCCUGGCCCCUCAGGUCCUGGCCCCUCAACGCCUGGCCCCUCAGGUCCUGGCCCCUCAGGUCCUGGCCCCUCAGGUCCUGGCCCCUCAGGUCCUGGCCCCUCAGGUCCUGGCCCCUCAGCGCCUGGCCCCUCAGGUCCUGGCCCCUCAGCGCCUGGCCCCUCAGGUCCUGGCCCCUCAGCGCCCGGCCCCUCAGCGCCUGGCCCCUCAGGUCCUGGCCCCUCAGGUCCUGGCCCCUCAGGUCCUGGCCCCUCAGCGCCUGGCCCCUCAGGUCCUGGCCCCUCAGCGCCUGGUCCCUCAGGUCCUGCUCUCCUAACCCCCGUGGCCCCUGCAGAACUCUGCGCCUCAGCCCACGACCAGGACUGGCUCCCGGGCUCCGGCCCCCAGCCUCCAGCCCUGAGUCAGGAGAUGUGCCUCUUCUUUGCUACGGCCAUCCACCAGCAUCGCCAGGCAAGAGUCGAACAGGAAGUGAGACGAGGUGGACAGGAAGGAAGCCAGAGAGAGGAAACCCAAGAGGAGCAGAAGACCAAGGAAACCCCAGAGGAGGAGCAGAAGACCAAGGAAACCCCAGAGGAGGAGCAGAAUACCAAUGGGCAGAGCAUCAAGGAGGAGCAGAGCAUCAAAGAGAAGAACAGCAAGGAACCUUCAGAGGAGGAGCAGGGUACCGAGGAGCAGAGCAACGAGGCCCCCACUGAAGGGGCGGACAACAAGGGGCCCGCUGUAGAGGCGGGGGCUCCUGAGAUGGAACAGCGACGAUCUAAGAGAGGUCACCCCAGUCCCGUGCCGCCAGCGACCACGCCGCUGUCCACCAGGCACUCCACCCCCACCAUGAAGAGGGAAAGCCCUGGGGAGCUACCAGUGGAGAAGGCAGUCCCGGUGCCUCCCGUGACGAGGGGCACUAGGGGCAGAGGAAGGAAGGCCAAAACCCCUACGAGGAAGGAGUGCAAGCGGAGUCCAGAGGAAACCGUGUUUGAGGUGUUGGAUUCCAUCGGGGGCGACGUGUUGGAAGACGCGCCAGCGCCAGAACAACCAGGACGACCCCGACGGGGGCUAGCGAACAAUGACCCAACGCCUGAAAAAGAUGGAAAGGUAGUACCUGACGACACUCCUGAAGGAACGCACGGCAAGCAGGAGCAAGUCAAGAAGGAAGAGGAGGUGGCCCGUCAAGUCAUGGAGGAGCCACAAGGUGACGAGCAGCCUGCUGCCGGAAAGAGAAGGAGUGGACGAGGGAGGAAAGAGGAGGUGGCGGUCUCUGGGACCUCCAAAAUGGCCGCCAAAGAAGGUCAGCAGAGGGUGAAGGACUUGGAGGAGGUGUACCAGGUGGUGGACUCAGUGGGGGGCGAGGAGGAACCGGCUCCAGUGGAGGAACAGCCGCCAGGGUUAGAGCCUAGGAGGGGGAAGAGAGGUGGUAAGGUCGCGGGGAGCGACUCCGCGACAGAAGACAAAGCAGCAAAGAAGAUGAAAACCACGGAGCAAACGGUGCCGCCCAAAGUAAACAAGGGUGUUGGAGCAAAGAAGGCGAUGGACGGAAGGAAGAAGGAGACCCAGGAGCAGGAGGAGAACACUCUGGUGUGUCAGGAUGAGGUCAGUGAGGAAGAGGAGGACUACCCCGACGAUUCAGUUGAGGAGGAAGAGCUGAGGAAGAGGCAGACAGUCGAGGAGAGGCGGAGAGAGGAAGAGGAGGAGGAGAGGAAGCUGGGAGAAGGAAUGGAGGGGCUGGUGACCCUAGAUGAGCUUGGAGAGGAGGAGGUGGAUGAGGAAGAGGUUGGUCCUGGAGGAGAGGAAGAGAGUGGAAGAAGAGCGGAGGGGAUCACAGAAGAAGAGCUGCAGGCGUUGGUCACUCUGGACGAGAUUGUUGAGGAGGAACAGGAAGGGGAGGGGCCAACACAUUCAGAGCCCCUUCCAGACGACCAAUCAGAGGCCAGGUUGAAUACUGAGACGGUCUGUGAUGAAGAGAAAGCGUCUUCCUCCAUCGUUGGUGAAUGUAAACAAAGCGAGGAGCAAGCAGAGGAGUGUGUGAGCUUCGUGACCUUGGACGAGGUGGGAUACGAGGAGGAGGAGGAGACACAGCCACGCAGCAAAAGAGGUAGACAGGCUACAGAGAGGAAAUGCACCAGGAGAGAACAACAACAACAACCAGCAACGGCUAAACCCUCUGGAGAGGAAUCCCCGCCCAUCCCGGCUCACGCUACCUCCCUAUUGGCCUGCGAGCCCGGGGCUGUUAUGAGCGUCAAAGGAGCAGAGCCAAUGGCAGAAAGCCCCACCCGGGAUGGUGAAGAGACUGGGUCGGAGGAGACGAGGCUUCUGAGGAAAGCGUCCAGUAAAGCGCGGAGGGUGGAGGAAGAGGCGGAGCCUAAGAGAGUCCGCUCUCACUCUCCCUCCGUUGCCCAUGACUACACCCUGCCCGCGUUCACCCCCAACAACCCCCUUGGGUCGGAGCAUGUGGUUCCUGGGUUCUACUGUAAUCUGUGUUCUGUGUUCUACAAAAACGAGACCAGCGCCAGGACACUCCACUGCAGCCGCUUGGGUCACUACAACAACCUGAAGAAGUAUUACCAGGGUCUCCAAGAGGAACAAUCCAGGAGCCAAUCAGGAGGAUGUACUCCUGGCAACGCCCCCAAAUUACUCUAGCCCCGCCCACAUACACACAACUGUCUUUUCAUUGGUUCACCGGAAUAUGGGGGAGCCUCGUCGAUGUUGUUCAAUCUUUUUAUAUCGUUUGGAGUGUCUGAAGAAGGAGAUACGUUUGUUUAGCGCCAAAACAAAAGGACAAUGUGUACUCUGACCGUUCAGAAUACAGAAGGACAGAGAUCUGCACUUCCCAGGUCGUUAUUAGACAGAGUUCACGAUGGAGUAGACUGUUCUUGCUGUUCUUACUUUUUACUUGUGUGUCUUAAAUGUUUUUCUAUGAUGAUCAGGAGUCAUCAUGGUAUGACCGCUUUAUUAAAGUUCUCUAUGUAUCAAACUAUGUUAUGUUUAAUGAUUUCAUAUAAUGACGUUGAAUAAAAGUCAACCAAAA
This is a messenger RNA of Gadus macrocephalus (Pacific cod), 10622 nucleotides long. RefSeq lists its product as uncharacterized. Gene Ontology annotation, molecular function: zinc ion binding; nucleic acid binding. Gene Ontology annotation, cellular component: nucleus. Bases 2015 to 10234 code for a protein of 2739 amino acids. NCBI's taxonomy places the organism in Eukaryota, Metazoa, Chordata, Actinopteri, Gadiformes, Gadidae. The record is from RefSeq and is a predicted model, not a curated record. The transcript is spliced from 34 exons.